UAAUGCCUCCACUACCACCCAGCUUCUCAGGGCAAGCGGCUGUUGCCAUCAGCUGUCCCCAGGGGCAGGUCCUUCGCAACUUUUGUACUUGAUCAAGAUGUGGUAACCUCUUUCCCUGGGCUCCACAGGCCUUAGAAAGGGAGGCUGGUUCUAGCAGGACCAGCACAACACCUGCUCAGUGCCCGGAGCCUGCUGGAAAGAGAUUGUCCUCUCACUUCUGGAGAAGAUGCAGACCCAGGAGAUCCUGAGGAUCCUGCGGCUGCCCGAGCUAGGGGACUUGGGCCAAUUUUUCCGCAGCCUCUCAGCCACCACCCUCGUGAGUAUGGGUGCUCUGGCAGCCAUCCUCGCCUACUGGCUCGCUCACCGGCCAAAGGCCUUGCAACCGCCAUGCAACCUCCUGAUGCAGUCCGAAGAAGUGGAGGACAGUGGUGGAGCCCGGCGAUCUGUGAUUGGAGGGAGCACGCAGCUGCUCACCCACUACUAUGACGAUGCCCGGACCAUGUACCAGGUGUUCCGCCGUGGGCUUAGUAUCUCAGGGAAUGGGCCCUGUCUUGGCUUCCGGAAGCCAAAGCAGCCUUACCAGUGGCUUUCCUACCAGGAGGUGGCCAACAGAGCUGAAUUUCUGGGGUCAGGACUUCUCCAGCAUGACUGUAAAGUGGGCACGGAGCAGUUCAUUGGUGUUUUCGCACAGAAUCGUCCAGAGUGGAUCAUUGCAGAGCUGGCCUGCUACACAUAUUCCAUGGUGGUAGUCCCCCUCUAUGACACACUGGGUCCAGGGGCUAUUCGCUACAUCAUCAAUACAGCGGACAUCUGCACGGUGAUUGUGGAUAAACCUCAGAAGGCCGUACUUCUGCUGGAGCAUGUGGAGAAGAAGGAGACUCCGGGGCUCAAGCUGAUCAUCCUCAUGGAACCAUUUGAGGAUGCCCUGAAAGAGAGAGGGCAGAAGUGUGGGGUGGACAUCAAAUCUAUGCAGGCCAUAGAGGACUGUGGCCAAGAGAAUCUCCAUGCCCCCGUGCCCCCACGUCCUGAUGACCUCUCCAUUGUGUGCUUCACCAGCGGCACAACAGGGAACCCCAAAGGUGCCAUGCUCACCCAUGGAAACGUGGUGGCUGACUUCUCAGGCUUCCUGAAAGUGACCGAGAAAGUGAUCUUUCCGAGACAGGACGAUGUGCUCAUCUCCUUCCUGCCUCUGGCUCACAUGUUUGAGAGAGUGAUCCAGUCUGUUGUCUACUGCCAUGGAGGCCGUGUGGGCUUCUUCCAGGGAGACAUCCGCCUCCUCUCAGAUGACAUGAAGGCUCUUCGCCCCACCAUCUUCCCUGUGGUCCCACGGCUGCUGAAUCGGAUGUAUGACAAGAUCUUCCACCAGGCAGACACUUCAUUAAAGCGCUGGCUCCUGGAGUUUGCAGCAAAGCGAAAGCAGGCUGAGGUCCGGAGUGGAAUCAUCAGAAACAAUAGCAUCUGGGAUGACCUCUUCUUUAAUAAGAUUCAGGCCAGUCUCGGUGGGCACGUGAGGAUGAUUGUUACGGGAGCAGCCCCCGCAUCACCAACCGUCCUCGGAUUCCUACGAGCAGCUCUGGGGUGCCAGGUCUAUGAAGGUUAUGGGCAAACUGAAUGUACAGCUGGGUGUACCUUCACAACACCAGGAGACUGGACCUCAGGGCACGUGGGGGCACCUCUGCCCUGCAAUCAUAUCAAGCUGGUCGAUGCAGAGGAACUCAACUACUGGACCAGUAAAGGAGAGGGAGAGAUAUGUGUGAAGGGACCAAAUGUGUUCAAAGGCUACUUAAAAGAUGAGGACAGGACAAAGGAGGCCCUGGACAGCGACGGCUGGCUUCACACUGGAGACAUUGGGAAAUGGCUGCCGGAGGGAACACUUAAAAUCAUCGAUCGGAAAAAGCACAUAUUUAAACUUGCUCAAGGGGAAUACGUUGCACCAGAGAAGAUUGAGAACAUCUACAUCCGGAGUGAGCCUGUGGCACAAGUCUAUGUCCAUGGGGACAGCUUAAAGGCCUUUUUGGUUGGCAUUGUUGUGCCUGACCCUGAAGUCAUGCCUGCAUGGGCCCAGAAGAAAGGAAUCAAAGGGACCUUCCAGGAGCUUUGCAAAAAUAAGGAGUUGAAGAAAGCCAUUCUGGAUGACUUGGUGAUGUUGGGGAAGGAAAGUGGACUCCAUUCUUUUGAACAGGUUAAAGCCAUUCACAUCCAUUGUGACAUGUUCUCAGUUCAAAAUGGUUUGCUGACACCAACACUAAAGGCUAAGAGACCCGAGCUGAGAGAGUACUUCAAAAAACAAAUCGAAGAGCUUUACUCAGCCUCCAUGUGAAGCUCAUGGAGGGUCCUACUCGGUCCAAUGAACUUCGCAGCAAUAUUACAGUUAUUCCCGAAAGACAGGAAGCUGAGUGACGCAGCUGAAAAUGAAAGAGCACCCUUGCGACUGAGCCUUUCCUGACCCAAGACGUCUCUAACAAUAUUUUCUCUACCAUCACCAAGUACACUUUAUUUUUAUUAAAUGAUAUUGUAGCAAGCUGCUAAAAAAUAUCACAAAUGGCAAUGUAAAAACAAAUCAAGACAUUUUCUCAAGAACUGUGUACCACUAAAAGUAAUAUAUUCUCAAUGUUCACAGAAUUCCAUUAAACAUAAAGGAAAAAAAACAUAACUGAUAUAUUGUACUUAAUUAUUUGUAGAAUAUUAACUAGAUACUGCGAAUGUCUAGGCAAUGUGGACUACCUCAUUAAAUAACUGACAAAGAUCACAGUUAGAUCAGACUCAAAACUUAGAGCAGGAAGUAGGAAGUCAUGCCCAAACAAAACAUGAUAGUUCACACGUGACCUGACUCCCGUCCUCUAUCAUGGCCAUCCCUGUUGAUGAAAGAGCCUUCCCUCUGAUUUUUACUUUUAUUUAUUAAAAAAAAUGAAAAUGUAGAUGUUCUUUUUAAAAUAUUAUAUUUAUUUAUCAAUUCCCAAAGGUCUUUCAGCACAUUUUCUCAUUUCUCAAGCUCACUGAAAUAUCCAGAAUCUAUGUACAGAUUCUAUGUGUGUAUUUAUGGACUUCUUACCAUAACGAAUUCAAAAGAUGUCUGUUGACUGCAGCAAAUGGAUUCUUGGCAGACACUUAGGGGAAGGAACUCAGUGAUUUCUCAGGGUGGGUGACAGUUCGUGUACCUGUGUUCCUGCUAGAGUCUUCCCCAUUUCCAUCUUUAAUAUGUCUAUACCAGGUCUGGGAAACUCAAUAUGGCUGAACUUCUGAACAUUUUUGCUUUCUUUUUAUAUGACUAUAAAGGCAGACAUGAGGAGGAGUAGAUGCUAUUUCUGAAUGAAAUAACUCUUCAAUGACACGAUGUGAAAGCACUUCUUCAGAAUUUUCCUAGAAAACUACUUAAGGCCAACAUAGAAAAAGACCUGCUAAUGGUAUAAUUCCAUUCUUAGAAUCUCUAUAUGUACUAAGUUUGACCAUUAAACCUUAAUUGUACCACAUUUUUAGAUGCAUCCUGAAUCUAGAUGCCAAGAUUCUGAUGUCACUAAAAGCCUCGAUUACAUGGACAGCUCAAAUUGUAUGCUUGGAGGAGGGCAAGCCCCUAGGGAAGUCUCUCUCCUCUGAUGGAACAGGACUCUGAAAGUAUAUGAAGAAUUCAUGAAGUCCGCGUGAUCUUUCCACGUAGAUAUAUAAUCAGUGUGGCAGGACAAGAACUCCUUAGCCCUAGAGGAAACCCAGCAUGGUUUGGAAGUGAAUGUUGUCAGCACAGCCUGCAUGAUCACACAGGCCUAUUGGAUGGUCCCAACCUGUUUGUAAGCGAAUGCUAUCAAUCAGAACCUGCAUCAUUGUGCAGGCCUGUUGGAUGGUCUAUAUCAAUGUUGGUUCACACGUUUCAGUCAUGUUGAGUCUUGAACUCAGCUUUAAAUGACGUAGUUAUUCAGGUACUUUUUUAAAAUUCAGGUACAUUCCUUGGGUAUAAUUUCUCUGAAGACUCAAUGUUGCACCUAUAAAUUUGGCUUUGAAUAAAUGAUCAGAUUCUGUUCACAUUAAUGUCUUUCACAGUGUGGAGGAUCAGAACCAGGGCCUUGCACAUGCUCAGCAAGCGCUGCGCCCCUGAGCUCUGCUCCCAGGGUGAAGUAAAUUUGAAAGACAUUUCUGACUAGACAGAUAACACAUCCAGAGCCGCAUGUGAGAAGCACAGGCUCUUUAGAUACUUCACACAUAUUUGAUAAUUAAAAUUGAAGACCAUUACCUGAAUUAGAUACUCAUAUUAUUUUAAGGGCAAGGAAUUUUGCACAUCAAAUAAAAGAAGCUGCUUUCCAUUGUCUGACUACUUGAUGAAAAUCUCAUAGUUGGCUUUGAUUCCAGCAGAAUUUUUGAACAGUGCAAUUUAAGCAAACAAUUGAAAAACUUAUCCUUAUUAUAUUUAUUCUUUGUUUCAGUUAGAUGUGAUUAAUUGUUAACAACCUUUGUUUGUUGUUUGUUUCUCAAAAGAUUCUGUGUUUCUAUUGAACUUCCCAAUCUGUGUGGGGGCUAUUUAUGGGAGGGCGCAGAUGUGCUUAGAAAGUUACAGUGGGCCUUAAGUUCAUCACAUGUCCUCUUGCUCCUCUGUGAAACACUACUUAACUUUGUAACAAAAAAAGAAAUGAAACAGUAUGUUAUCAAUGAAAAACUCCUUGUUUCAGAUUUCUCAAUCUUAUCUCAGGUGAUGAAAAACAAGUUAGUGUUUCUCUUUAACCAAUAUAGGAAAAAGGCUAAGCACUUAAGACUUGUCAUAAUCCCAGUGGGCACCCUAUACUGUUUAAAGUCUAGAGGCCACAGAAACUUGAUUCUUUAAUCAUAAAUAUGUUCUUAAAUGUUUGGCAUUUUUAUCUAUUUGUCACUCAAAUGUGUUACUAAUUCUCACAUUUUUUUUUACAAACCAACCCAGUUGGGGUAAACACUAUAAAACAGAUAUAUACAUUGCCCCAUUUGCUACAAAGGAUGUCUUUAUAGGUAGUAUUGAGACUUCCCCUCCAGGUGGCAGAGAAGACUGACUGGGUGUGGUCUGCAGGCCUAGCUCCAUGUAUUAGGAUCUUAAACUCACAGGUUCAAGAAGUAGCCAUACCCUGAACAGGGGAACCCCCCAAAAUUUCCAUUGAGAGUUUUACAGACAGGUAAUGUUUUAGCAAUUUGAAAACAACACUUAAAAUUGAUUGUAUUGCCUAUGAAAGAACCAAUGGUCAUUAAUUUUUCUGCCAUAAUAAAUGAAUUGUUUUUUAUGUUUUACAUAUAUUAAGCACAAGUGUGAUACAGUUAUUUAACAUGCAAAAUACUAGAAAAUGAAUGUUAAGAAUGGAAAAUUAUAUUUUUUGCAUGAAGACAAACUCCUUACAAAAUUGCUUAAUAUCUCAGGACAAAAGAAUGAAUAACCAUAUGUAAAACUGAUCAAUUAAAAGUUGGCUGUUUUUAUUUUAAGAAAACACUACAAUGAUAAAAAAGGAUCCUGACAGUCUUCAGCUCUCUCUUAAGUAUGCUGCAUAAUCCUGCCUGUGAACCUACAAAUAAUGCCAAGAGAGUGAGAUCAGCAAACAUGAGGACCAGUCCCUGAAUGAGAAUCUCCCCAUUGAGAAUAUGUUAAUGGUUGUACUGCGGAGGUGAUGCACACUUGAAAGUGUAAGCAAGCGUUUCUAACUCUAGUCCCAAACACACAGGGUUUUCAGGAGGUAAUACACCACUUAAGCACUCAUCUGACCGCUCAUUUUACAUUUCCUUGUUAAAUCAUUGCAAUGAUUGCAUGGGGAGGGGAAAAUGGCUAAUUUGAAGAAUUGCUUAUUCUACUUUCAAUUUUUGAAAAUCAAGGAAUUAAGAUAUUACUUUUUAAAUAUGCAUAGAUGUACCUUAACUGUAAUUAUAUUUUAGUUUGCUUUGUUAUAACGGCAUGAACAUCAAAUACAAAAUGCACUCAUGAACACUUUUGUAAAAAAUAAAGUUUUUUAUUU
Messenger RNA from Microtus oregoni (creeping vole), 5951 nucleotides. RefSeq names its product acyl-CoA synthetase long chain family member 6 (gene Acsl6). Gene Ontology annotation, molecular function: arachidonate-CoA ligase activity. Lineage: Eukaryota; Metazoa; Chordata; Mammalia; Rodentia; Cricetidae. Gene Ontology annotation, biological process: long-chain fatty acid metabolic process; very long-chain fatty acid metabolic process; long-chain fatty-acyl-CoA biosynthetic process. The record is from RefSeq and is a predicted model, not a curated record. Gene Ontology annotation, cellular component: membrane; endoplasmic reticulum. The coding region runs from base 227 to 2320 and encodes 697 amino acids. The transcript has 21 exons.